AUGGCCGUUCUAACCUUGCGUCUUUCGCCGCUGGCGAACAAGUUCUCCUCCGCAGGUCGGCGGUACCCGCCCAUGCAUUCCGCACCCAUCCGGUGGGAAUGUCCUCCAACGUCAAGCUACGCAGUGCUUGGCACGGGACCCCUUUACCGUCCUCCGCGUGGUCAGUCCAACCAACACAAGCUCGAUCUGCCUAACUCAUGGCAGAUCCAUCCAACAUUUUAUGUGGCGACGGCAAACGAUCCUCUGGGACCCGCGGUGACUCUUCUUCCUCUUCCGCCGCCCGUGACAUCGGCCCCACCCCUUGCUGCGGCGCAACAACCGCCCGCGCCCCCACCAGGUAAUAAUCCGCGGCUGCUUGCCGCUCCGCCGCUGUCAAUGGACCAUCACGUUGUGGCGAAUUGUACCCCGCAAACGGAUUCACCGGCCCGCACACACGUCGAGAAACUCGCCGUCAGCGAAGCCCACACGCUCGACCAGGCGCUCGCCGCCCACGCGACCGCGAUCGUGAGAUCGCGAUGGACAGCGACGGGUCGGCAAUUCGCUGUGCGAGUCGGGUUCGCGCAUAUUUACGUGGGCGUCGAUCCGCGCGACAGACCGAGCUUCCAAACGCCCAUGCUUCUGUCGCCCCACCCCGGCGAAACUAGACAGCGAGUUGGCCAACCGCCCCGCUGUCAGCGGCAACUGCCCAUUCCACCCGCUGCCUUGUCCAGCCAGCGUCCACACAAACGGUACAAGGUACUCAAGCAAUGUCUCAUCAUUGCAAAGCUCGAUCCGCCCCACGUCCACAACCCAGCGCUACAGGCGCUCCCGUUCAUGCAACUCACGCAUGGCGCCUUUGAACUCAUCGAACUGGUGAAAACUCACCCUCGCACGCUGCAUGCAUUCCAAGGCCAGCAGCAUCCACAAAACCUGCAGCUCAAACGAUUGGGCGCUUGCAAACAAGCGCAGGUAUCGUUCCACGCCGGCAGCAUCGGUCGUCUGGUACCCCCAGUCAUCACGAGUUUCGUUAAACUCGCCCAUCACUGUCAAACGGCGCGCAAUGUUGCGCAAGUACCCCAAGUCCACGCCACCUACCCGGCAGGCGUGAAGAUUCGCCAGCGAUUCCAGUGGAACCCCAACUCUCGCUCGAAAACUUCGUCUCGGGCGAUGCUGGUCCGCUCCCGUCCACCAAAUUCGCCUUUCACUUUGGCUUCCGUCUCCACGGCAACCCCCUUGACGGUCACCUUUCCUUCAUUUCCCCCAACGCCCACAGUGUUGGGAUGUCCUUCACCACACGAUGGUGCCCCAGUCACACCUCAGCUGGCCGCCUUACUCACUGCUUCUGCAGCCUCCUUAGCCGCUUUCGCCGCAGCCGCUGCGAUCGCCUUGGCCUCUUCGACACGCUUUGCCUUCUUGGCGACCAGCAGUAUUUGGCUCCUCCCGUACCAAAUACUGCUCCAGCAGCUUCAGCACACCUUCGGCGCCAACUGUCUGCAUGGCGCUUUUCACCAAGUCUGCAACAUCUUACUGCUCCAGUUUACCAAGCCGUUCACGCUUCACGGCCACCUUGGCCUCCCAAUGAGCCUUGCGCUGCGCCACUUCGGCCACAUCCUCGGUCGGCGCCACUCUGUCGUCGUCGUCCGACUCGGCUGUGGCGCCGGCGCUUCGGCCUCUUCCAAGCUGUCGUCGGCAUCCUCGGCGAUUUCACUCGCCUUACGCUUCUUGCCUUCGUCUGUCAUCUACAGUCUCUACUGUCACGUCAUAGUUCCCUCUCAUAUCUGA
This is a messenger RNA of Aphanomyces astaci, 1761 nucleotides long. RefSeq lists its product as hypothetical. Bases 1 to 1761 code for a protein of 586 amino acids. Lineage: Eukaryota; Oomycota; Saprolegniomycetes; Saprolegniales; Verrucalvaceae. The record is from RefSeq and is a predicted model, not a curated record. The transcript is spliced from 4 exons.